GGUCAAUCACGUCCUGACCGCCAUUUUGUUUUGUGAAAGGUUGAUGGAGUGACGAAGUCAGGACGGUUUCACGAUGCUUCGGGUCGGCCAGUGGUCGGGGAAAGUCCUGCGGGCUGCGACAACAUGCACAAACGUCAGGUGUGCCUCUCAAGCAGCCAAGGCGCCCGAAAAAAUCGAGGUUUUUGUUGAUGACAAGCGCGUUCUUGUCGACCCCGGUACGACCGUGCUGCAGGCAGCAGCCAUGGUGGGCGUGGAGAUCCCGCGCUUCUGUUACCAUGACAGGCUGUCCAUCGCAGGUAACUGCCGAAUGUGUCUGGUGGAGGUGGAGCGCUCGCCCAAGCCGGUUGCGGCAUGCGCCAUGCCAGUCAUGAAGGGCUGGAAGAUCAAGACGGACUCAGACAUGACCAAGAAGGCACGCGAAGGAGUCAUGGAGUUCCUAUUGGUCAAUCAUCCACUGGACUGUCCCAUUUGUGACCAAGGAGGAGAGUGUGACCUCCAGGACCAGUCCAUGACCUUCGGCAGUGACAGAAGUCGUUUUACCGACAACUCCUUCACUGGCAAGCGUGCCGUGGAGGAUAAGAACAUUGGCCCUCUGGUCAAGACCAUCAUGACUCGCUGUAUUCACUGCACCAGGUGUAUCAGGUUUGCUAGUGAGAUUGCAGGGGUCGACGACCUGGGCACAACUGGGCGUGGUGGAGACAUGCAGGUUGGCACGUAUGUUGAGAAGCUGUUUAAGUCUGAGAUGUCAGGAAACGUCAUCGACCUGUGUCCGGUCGGUGCGCUGACGUCCAAGCCAUACGCCUUCACAGCCAGACCGUGGGAAACCAGGAAGACAGAAACUAUUGAUGUGAUGGACGCCGUGGGGAGCAACAUUGUAGUCAGUACCAGGUCUGGUGAAGUGAUGCGGAUACUGCCUCGCCUACAUGAGGACAUCAACGAGGAGUGGAUAUCAGACAAAACACGGUUUGCGUACGACGGGCUGAAGCGCCAGCGCCUGACCCAGCCCAUGAUGAAGGACGAGAGCGGGAACCUGGCGCCGUGCACGUGGGAGGACGCACUACUGAGGACUGCAGAGAAACUCCACGGGGUGCGAGGGGAAGAGGUGGGGGCUGUGGUGGGGGGCCAGGCGGAUGCAGAGUCCCUGAUUGCCCUGAAGGACUUACUGAACAGACUGGGCAGUGAGGCCCUCUGCACAGAGGAGAUUUUCCCCAUGAAUGGUGCCGGGACAGACCUGCGCUCCAACUACCUACUCAACACGUCCAUCGCUGGGGUGGAGGAAGCAGAUGUCUUGCUGCUGGUCGGUACAAACCCACGCUUUGAGGCUCCGCUCUUCAAUACGCGUGUUCGCAAAAGCUGGCUGCACAACGAGCUCCAAGUGGCGGUGAUUGGCGCUCCAGUCGACCUGACGUACGAGUACAGCCACCUCGGGGAGUCGCCCAGCGUUCUACAAGACCUCAUCGAUGGGAAGCACCCGUACUCUAAAGUUCUCGCAGGUGCCAAGCGCCCGAUGGUGGUGAUCGGCAGCGAGGCUCUGCAGAGAGAGGAUGGGGCGGCGGUUCACAAGGCGGUCGGCACGUUGGCGCAGAAGCUGCGUGUGACCAAUCAGGUGGAGGGAGAGUGGCGUGUUCUCAACGUGCUCCACAGGGUGGCCAGCCAGGUGGCAGCGUUGGAUCUUGGUUACAAGGCCGGGGUGGAGGCGAUCCGAGCUAACCCUCCCAAGGUUCUGUUCCUCCUGGGUGCAGAUGGUGGGGCCGUCACGCGUGAAGAUCUUCCCAAAGACUGCUUCAUUGUUUACCAGGGUCACCACGGUGACGUGGGAGCACCUGUGGCCGAUGUCGUCCUGCCGGGAGCAGCGUACACGGAGAAAACGGCCACGUACGUCAACACGGAGGGCCGCGCCCAGCAGACAAGAAUGGCCGUCAAUCCGCCCGGGAUGUCCAGGGACGACUGGAAGGUUCUCCGUGCGCUGUCCGAGCUCGCCGGCCUCACGCUGCCCUACGAUACACUGGAUGAAGUACGAGGAAGGCUGCGAGAGGUUUCGCCAAACCUGGUCCGGUACGGAGACGUCGAGGAUGCCAACUACUUCAAGCAGGCACAAGAGCUGGCUAACUUAGUGGAGGGGAAAAUCAGCGCAUCACCACUGCAGCCAAGUCUGCAGGAACUUAAGGACUUCUUUAUGACAGAUUCUAUCAGUCGAGCCUCCCAGACCAUGGCCAAGUGUGCCAAGGCUGCCUCCCAGGAGCAGGAUAGCAAGCAUACGGAAUAUUAGUGUUGACUUCAGUGUGUCAUGCUGUUUCAUAUAGUGGCAGGUUACAAAAAAAUACAGAAGAAUAUCAAAUCUUAACAUUAUCUGAUUUGUUGAAAUGGUAUGAAAAUGUACUGAUACAGUAAAAAGUAAACAAAGAGUGCCGCAAAAGUAAAUCAAACAUUAGAAGUUCCUUUACCCACCAGCUACAUGCACAUGUAUGGAUAGCAGAUAAGAGCCAAAGCUUUCCUUACCUCCACAUUAUCAGUUACAUAACGAUUAGGAUGAAUGACAAUAAGCAGUUACAGCUGUGUUCAGUAGUCUUGUGACAAUAAAGUUGUGUUCAACAUC
This is a messenger RNA of Branchiostoma floridae (Florida lancelet), 2596 nucleotides long. RefSeq names its product NADH-ubiquinone oxidoreductase 75 kDa subunit, mitochondrial-like. Bases 74 to 2269 code for a protein of 731 amino acids. The record is from RefSeq and is a predicted model, not a curated record. The transcript is spliced from 8 exons. Lineage: Eukaryota; Metazoa; Chordata; Leptocardii; Amphioxiformes; Branchiostomatidae. Gene Ontology annotation, cellular component: membrane. Gene Ontology annotation, molecular function: iron-sulfur cluster binding; NADH dehydrogenase (ubiquinone) activity. Gene Ontology annotation, biological process: ATP synthesis coupled electron transport.